This is a messenger RNA of Lactuca saligna, 2814 nucleotides long. Lineage: Eukaryota; Viridiplantae; Streptophyta; Magnoliopsida; Asterales; Asteraceae. The record is from the annotation of a GenBank genome assembly.
AUGAGUUACGACAAAGAAGCUCUACAAAGAGAACAUGAUAAUAUGCUGCCAAUGCUAAAUUCUGAACAGUUGUCAGUUUACAAUUCUGUCAUCUCUUCAAUUGAAAACAAUGAACAAAUACUGGUCUUUGUAUAUGGACAUGGGGGUACUGGAAAAACCUUCCUUUGGAGAACAAUUAUCUCCCAUAUUAGAUCCAAAGGGAAAAUUGUGCUGGCCGUUGCUGCUUCUGGAAUCGCGUCCCUUUUAUUACCUUCUGGGAAAACGGCGCAUUCAAGGUUCAAAAUUCCUAUUGACCUAACAGAUAAGAAAUCAUGUGACAUAAAAAAGAGAACAUCCCUUGCCGAUCUUUUACAGCGUACAUCACUCAUCAUUUGGGAUGAGGCACCAAUGAGUGACAGAAGAUGCUUUGAGUUUCUUGACCGCUCUCUUAGAGAUGUCUUAGAUUGUAAUGAAAAGUUGUUUGGAGGCAUAUCAGUUCUACUAGGUGGUGAUUUCCGACAAACCCUCCCAGUCCUACCAAGAUCAACACGUUCAGAAAUCAUAGCCUUAACACUUCCAUGUUCAUACCUGUGGGGGUCUUUCACUGUUCACAUCCUACACACGAACAUGAGAGUUAAUUCUUCUGAAAGACCCACCAGUUGUUCAACGUCCACGUCGGCUUUCACAGGUUGGUUGCUUCGUAUUGGAAAUGGACAGAUGGGGAUGCCUGACAAUGACGACCCUCGGGACACAAGUUGGUUAGAAAUCCCUGACUCUUUUCUAAUAAAACCCGGAAAUGACUCCCUAAAUUCAUUAAUAAAUUUUGUAUAUGGAGAUGGUGUCCUUAAUAAUCCGACUGCGGUUGACCUUUCGGCAAGAGCUAUAGUUACGCCGACAAAUGAUGUUGCAGACAACAUAAAUACAACGGUUUUGGGGAUGGUGUCAUCGGAGGAGGGAACCUAUAAGAGUAUAGACAUUAUCCAACCAAUCGGCAAGCGUACAUCGGAUUUUGAGGGCCUGUAUCCAACCGAAUACCUAAACCAACUCAAUUUCCCUGGAAUACCACCUCACGAACUUACACUAAAACUCCAUUGUCCCAUAAUGUUGCUAAGAAACAUAAACCAAAGAGAAGGUUUAUGUAAUGGUACACGACUUAUAGUGUCGCAGUUGCUAACAAACAUAAUUGAAGCAACAAUCAUGACUGGCACCUUCAUUGGCAAGCGCGUUUACAUCCCCCGUAUAAAGUUUAUACAUAAGUCAACAGAUAUGCCAUUUACUUUCUCACGAAAACAAUUUCCACUGAAAGUCUGCUACGUGAUGACUAUCAACAAAAGCCAAGGACAGUCACUACGUAGAAUUGGUGUAUAUUUAGCACAACCUGUUUUCUCGCACGCAUAUCCUACAUGUAUAUCCGAACAUGACACUCAUUUUGAUAUGUUUAUUCGACAUACAAAAUACAGCCGACCAAUGAGUAGCAUUUCUGAGCUAAAGACGGAUGGUAUUGGAGGCCCAUUACAAGUUAGAAUAGUACGUAAAUGGAGACACGACGUAAGGCGCUAUGAAACCUGGUAUCUGGCUGUCGACAGAUUUGGUGAUGCCAUACAGAUUCUUGGUCAACGAACUAACCAGAGCUACAUCGAAUCUAUUCUCAACCUUUCGCACUGCUAUACCAUCUCGGAUUAUAGCUGCCCCAUGUUAGACAAGUAUCAGAAAUUCCUACAAAAUGACUUUUAUAUUGAUGUCGGCCUUAUGUCUGUGAUAGAACAGAUUCCGGACACACUGACAAUACCGAAAAACUGGUUUCACUUUCUCUCAAAGCGACAACUCAUAGACCUUGGAGACACACCAUCUUAUUACCUAGACUACAUUGGUGUCCUCUCAAAAAUCAGAGACUGCGUGAAAGUGGGUGGUGAGUCAUACGUAUUGCUGAUUUUAACUGAUGAAAGUGGUAGUGAACUCGCGAUCAAUUUAUGGAAAGAGUGCAUAACCAAUCCACAGAAAUUCAAUCGCAACUCCUUGCAGCCACCGCCAACAACAACAGUUGUCGCUGUCACCAACUUAAAGCCUUCCAUAUCUAACGGGGCUCUGCGUCACGGUUCAUCACAUGCUACCCAUGUCUAUGUCAACCCAGACAUACCAGAAACAACAUCGCUUAUAAACCUAUACACAGGUGCCUUAAGACCAAUGCCACCACUAGCAGGCACACCGUCUACUCUAGGUGACAUGAGAAAGAAAACCAGAUCUGAACUGUUGGAUAAGACACUUCUGGUGUGCGCAUCAAUCAAAGACAUUCUCUUCCAAAAUAGUUGGUACCAGACAACAUGCACAAUAUGCAAAGAUCCCAUUUUCAGAAGGGGCGAAAAUUGGUUUUGUAGCGCACAUGGACAUAUCGACAAACCAAACUACAUAUACAAAUUGUCUGUUAUCAUCACUGAUGCAACAGACUCCAUACAAGCAGCCAUGUCAGAAACAUCGUGUCGCAAACUACUCGGAUCAAAUCUUGACAAAUUCAUAUCCGAGAACCCAAUGACGAAUCCAAACGUCCUGCCCAUAAACAUAACUAACGAGAGAGGAAAUACAAAAACAAUGUCCAUCCAAAUGAUAAGAGCUUCAACGUCAGAAAACAUACGGUUCAUAAUAAUUGACCAUGACCCACAAACAAGAAUGUCCGACACAUCAAUUCCAACAACACCAACUCCAACCAAAACGACAAGGGUACGACAAAACAAUACAUCACCGGGAUCAUCUACAAACAAUCAAAAUGUUGCACGUCCUCUAACUUAUGACCUUGUAGGUGCUACCCCAAAAGACAGUGAUAACCAGAUAAAGAAAUAA